This is a messenger RNA of Phyllostomus hastatus (greater spear-nosed bat), 3864 nucleotides long. RefSeq names its product kelch like family member 23 (gene KLHL23). Lineage: Eukaryota; Metazoa; Chordata; Mammalia; Chiroptera; Phyllostomidae. Bases 260 to 1936 code for a protein of 558 amino acids. The transcript is spliced from 4 exons. Gene Ontology annotation, molecular function: protein binding. The record is from RefSeq and is a predicted model, not a curated record.
AGCGGCCCCGCCGCCCUGGAGUUCCCGCGAGUGGCCCCGCGCCGGGAGCUCCGGAGCGCGCGGGGGGCUGUACGUUUGGAGGCGGGAGCAGCUGGGGCACCAAAAUAGGAGCCGUUGUGGGCUGGAGCUGCACUAGCAGGCAGCCUAAGCCGCGCCUCUUCCAAAGAUGGUCAGGGGGUCCCGAGGCGCCUCUGCCUCCGCUGGCUGCUAACCCGCCGGCCCGCGCCGCGUCCCGAAGCCGCCGCCGCCGGAGGUUGCCAUGGCUCUAAAAGGACAAGAAGAUUAUAUUUACCUUUUCAAGGAUUCAGCACAUCCAGUGGAUUUUCUGGAUGCAUUCAAAACAUUUUACUUGGAUGGAUUAUUUACUGAUAUUACCCUUCAGUGUCCUUCAGGCAUAAUCUUCCAUUGUCACCGGGCUGUUUUAGCUGCUUGCAGCAAUUAUUUUAAGGCAAUGUUCACAGCUGACAUGAAAGAAAAGUUUAAAAAUAAAAUAAAAAUCUCUGGUAUCCACCAUGAUAUUUUGGAAGGUCUUGUCAAUUAUGCAUACACUUCCCAAAUUGAAAUAACUAAAAGAAACGUUCAAAGCCUGCUUGAAGCAGCAGAUCUGCUACAGUUCCUUUCAGUAAAGAAAGCUUGUGAGCAGUUUCUGGUAAGGCACCUGGAUAUAGAUAACUGUAUUGGAAUGCACUCCUUUGCAGAAUUUCACAUGUGUCCAGAACUAGAGAAGGAAUCUCAAAGAAUUCUGUGCUCAAGGUUUAAGGAAGUAUGGCAACAAGAAGAGUUUCUGGAAAUCAGCCUUGAAAAGUUUGUCUUUAUCUUGUCCAGGAAGAAUCUCAGCGUUUGGAAAGAAGAAGCCAUCAUAGAGCCAGUAAUUAAGUGGACUGCUUAUGAUGUAGAAAAUCGAAUUGAAUGCCUGUACAAUCUACUGAGCUAUAUCAACAUAGACAUAGACCCAGUGUAUUUAAAAACAGCUUUAGGCCUUCAAAGAAGCUGCCUGCUAACAGAAAAUAAGAUACGAUCUCUAAUAUAUAAUGCCCUGAAUCCCAUGCAUAAAGAGAUUUCCCAGAGGUCCACAGCCACCAUGUAUAUCAUUGGAGGCUAUUACUGGCACCCUUUGUCAGAGGUUCAUAUAUGGGAUCCUUUGACAAAUGUUUGGAUUCAGGGAGCAGAAAUACCAGAUUAUACCAGGGAGAGCUAUGGUGUUACCUGUUUGGGACCCAACGUAUAUGUAACUGGGGGUUAUAGGACAGAUAACAUAGAAGCUCUUGACACCGUGUGGAUCUAUAACAGUGAAAGCGAUGAAUGGACAGAAGGUUUGCCAAUGCUCAAUGCCAGGUAUUACCACUGCGCAGUCACCUUAGGUGGCUGUGUCUAUGCUUUAGGUGGUUACAGAAAAGGGGCUCCAGCAGAAGAGGCUGAGUUCUAUGAUCCAUUAAAAGAGAAAUGGAUUCCCAUUGCAAACAUGAUUAAAGGCGUGGGAAAUGCUACUGCCUGUGUCCUACAUGAAGUUAUCUACGUCAUUGGCGGACACUGUGGCUACAGAGGAAGCUGCACCUAUGACAAGGUCCAGAGCUACAAUUCAGACAUCAACGAGUGGAGCCUCAUCACCUCCAGUCCACACCCAGAAUAUGGAUUGUGUUCAGUUCCAUUUGAAAGUAAGCUCUAUCUAGUUGGUGGACAGACGACAAUCACGGAAUGCUAUGACCCUGAACAAAAUGAGUGGAGAGAGAUAGCACCCAUGAUGGAAAGAAGGAUGGAGUGUGGUGCUGUCAUCAUGAAUGGGUGUAUUUAUGUCACUGGGGGAUAUUCCUAUUCGAAGGGAACAUACCUUCAGAGCAUUGAGAAGUAUGACCCAGAUCUUAAUAAGUGGGAGAUAGUGGGUAAUCUUCCAAGUGCCAUGCGGUCCCAUGGAUGCGUUUGUGUGUACAAUGUCUGACUGACUUUGUAGAAAUGGCCAAGUAAUCACUGUUUUGGGGUAUAGUAAAAAAAUGCACGGUUUAGAGUCCCUUGCCUGUUCUUGUGGCCUGGCACAUAACAGGUAAAUUCUCAUUCCUAAACCCCACUCUACACCCUAACCCAGUGAUUAAUGAUCCAGAGAAAUCUGGUGUAUAUAUAUAUUUACAGUUGCAUCAGUGAGGUUAACAUCUUAAAAUCUCUGCUUUUCGAAGAUUGUCUGGAAUAUUGGAUGCUUGGUAAAUGUGAAAUGCCUUUGUAGUGAUUUUUUUCUCCUGGUAGCACGAACACUGGGUAUAGGUCAGAAUUAUUCUUUGGAAUGAAAUGUCUCUUAUGACCCUGCAAUGUAAUAGACAGUGCACAUUAAGGUUCCAUUUAGCUGUGUGGAAUUUGAAAUUUAAGGAGGGAAUCUUCUCUACCUCUACAAAAUCAACACUAAAACUUUUUUAAAUCACCUUUAGGAUUAUUUAGAGUGUAGAUUUAAGUUUAGUUUUUCCCCUUGUGUGUAUAAUUUAUUGUUAUCCUUUAUUUACUGACUAACAGAUAUACAAGAUACUGUGCAAAUGAUUAUUACUAUUGAGAGUAAAUACUGUGCAAAGUAUAAGUACUUUUGAGAGUUUACAAAGUAAAAGAAUGACAGAUCUGAAAAAUGUCAGAGAAAGUAGUCAAACAUUUGCUGAUGAUAAGAAUUAUUUUUAAUUUUUAGCUUUGUUGUAAAUUACUCAAUUAGGUAUUUUUAGUUUAAGCAUGUUAGAAAGUCCUCUUUAUUCAUAAAUGUAGACACAUCUGCAUAAAGCCAGAAAGCAGGUAGAACAGUUAUGAUACAGUAGAAAAUACCCUGAUGAGAAGAUGUUUGCAUUCAUUUUCCAGCUCGGCCACUAACAAGAUUUUGUGACUUGGACUGAGUCACUUAAGCUCCCCUCAAUUAAGAGGUUCCCAACCCACGCACACUGGCACUUUGGGUCCUUUGGGUGCCUAGAUAGGGAUCCUUAUAACCCUUGGGGUAGUCAGAGGUGGCCUGGGUGGCUGGAGCUUCUGGGCCAGAAACACCUAUGCCCAUUUUUAUGACUGUCAGUGUGUGCCAUAACCUGAGAAAAGUUGGGAAGCAUUGCUCCAGUUAACUCCUCUAAACUUUUAGUAAUCUGUUAAACCAUCUAUCCACACCCUUUUUUUAAAAAAGAGAUAGCUAUUAUUUUAAAAUUUAAAUACAGAAGUUUAAAAUUAAUGCUUUUUUAAAAUUUUAGAAACUGUUUAAUGCAUUCACUUUAGAUGACAUUUUAAAUAGGUGCAAUUCUUGCGACUGCAACAUGGUACUGCAAAGAAAGAGCCUUAAAAAUGACUGCAUCGCUCUGGCCAGUGUGGCUCAGUUAAUUGGAGCAUUAUCAUAUAUACCAAAAAGUUGGAGGUUUGGUUUCUGGUCAGGGCAUGUACCUGGAUUGUAGGUUCAAUCCUGGUCAGGGCGCAUAUGUUUAAAGAGAAAACAAGACCAUUCCUUUGCCCAUAAACUCUACUCCUAAAGAAUACUAUCAAAACAAAACAAACAAACAAAAAAGGUAAAUUCAUGAGAAUGUUUGUUUGUAUUAUAACAAAAAAAAUUGGAAAUAAUAUACAUGUCAGAGGAGAAAGUGGGCUAAUAAAAAUAGUGAAAUGUUAUACUGCCAUUAAAAUAAUUAUUUGGAAGACUGUAGAAAUAUGGAUGUGUCUGUAAUACAGUAAGUAAGAUAAGCACAAUGUAAAAUAGUAUGCACACUAUGAUUGUGACUUUGAAAAUGUUUAUGCAUGUGGGAGAUAAUAUGCAAAACUGAAAUUCAUUGUGUUAGUGUAGGGGGAUGUGGAAUGAUUUUUAAUUUAUUUCAAUGCCUUUCUCUAAUACUACUUUGUAUUUUCAAUAAAAAUAAGUCAAUCACUGUA